Molecule: messenger RNA, 2150 nt
Organism: Brassica oleracea var. oleracea
Lineage: Eukaryota; Viridiplantae; Streptophyta; Magnoliopsida; Brassicales; Brassicaceae
Product: cysteine-rich receptor-like protein kinase 41
Biological process (GO): protein phosphorylation
Molecular function (GO): ATP binding; protein kinase activity
Source: RefSeq, a predicted model, not a curated record
UCUGCAAUAAAACCCACUAUGGUCAUGUCUAGUCCUUGUUCUUGGUCUCGACCACAACACUUGUUCUUCUUCUUCUUGUUUGUGCCGCUUCUCAGCCUAGCACAACAAACCUCUGUUGACAUAAACAGUUCUGUCUGGGACAUUCCUUCAAGAUCAUUGUGUCUAUCCCAACAAAGCAACUUCUCCAAUUCUCAAUUCUCCCACAACCUUAACCGUUUGGUCUCUUCAAUCCCUUCUCUCGAACCCAACACUUACAACUUUUACAACCUCUCCAUCGGAAGAAACUCAGAUCAAGAACGAGUAGAAGCCAUAGGACUCUGCAACAGAGUACUCACACGAGUAGAUUGUCUCAACUGCAUCUCCCAAGCUGCAGUAAACCUAACCACAACGUACUGUCCAGCUCACAGAGAAGCUUACGUGCGUGCCACCAAAUGUAUGUUUCGUUACUCAGACAAACCCAUUUUCGGAAAACUCGAAACCAGUCCUGUCUUGGAGGCACCAAACCCUAACAACGCAUCGGGAGAUAGAGACGAAUUUAUACGGUUGCAGAGUAAGUUACUUAACCGGCUCAGGGAAGUUGCUGCAGCAGGUGGUUAUAAGAGGAAGUAUGCUCAAGGAGAUGGUCCUGCUUCUCCACCUUACACUAGAUUCUUCGCUUCCGUACAGUGCACGCCAGACUUGUCUGAGAAAAACUGUAACAACUGUCUCACUUACGGUUUCGAGAACGCGACUAAAGGAAGAAUUGGGAUCAGGUGGUUUUGUCCGAGCUGUAAUUUUCAGAUAGAGAGUGACUUGAGAUUCUACCGUCUCGAGUUCCAAUAUGAGCCUGACACACCAAUAAAGCCAGUAGCAGGAGAAGACAAAGUAAAUAUUAUUCUUGCCACGGUUGGCUCUGUUGUUGGUUUUGCAAUAAUAGUAGUCUGUCUUUACUUCUUAAUGACAAGAAGAAGAAAACAACAAGAUGAUAAUAUAAAAGACACACAAUCAUUGUUGCAACUAGAUUUUGAUACCAUAAGAGUUGCAACUAAUGAUUUCUCUACUGAUAACCAGCUUGGAGAAGGUGGCUUUGGUGCAGUUUAUAAGGGUGUUCUUCAUUCUGGAGAAGUGAUAGCUGUGAAAAGAUUGUCAAUGAAAUCAGGACAAGGAGACAUCGAGUUCAUAAACGAAGUCUCAUUAGUUGCGAAACUUCAACAUCGAAAUCUUGUUAGGCUUAUAGGUUUCUGCUUGGAUGGACAAGAACGACUGCUCGUUUAUGAGUUCUUCAAGAACACAAGCCUCGACCAUUUCAUAUUUGGCAUCUUUCAAACCACUCUAGUUAUGUAUGUAAUGAUGAUUCUAACGUUUUCUUUCUCAGAUUCAAACAGGAGAACGGUUUUAGAUUGGGAAACACGUUACCGUAUAAUCUCAGGUGUUGCUAAGGGUCUUCUUUAUCUCCAUGAAGAUUCUCGUUUCAAGAUUGUUCACAGAGAUCUCAAAGCCAGCAAUGUUCUAUUGGACGAUGAAAUGAAUCCGAAAAUCACAGAUUUUGGAAUGGCUAAGUUGUUUGAUACAGACCAAACAAGUCAGACCAGGUUUACAAGCAAAGUUGCUGGAACCUAUGGCUACAUGGCUCCAGAGUAUGCGAUGAACGGGCAAUUCUCGGUGAAAACCGAUGUAUUUAGCUUUGGUGUACUAGUCCUUGAGAUCAUUACAGGCAAGAGAAACAACUGGUGUCCAGAAGAACAAAGAUCACUGUUUCUCCUUAGCUAUGUGUGGAAAUGCUGGAGAGAAGGGAAAGUGUUAAACAUUGUGGAUCCAAGUCUGACUGAAACAAACGGUCUAAGUGAUGAAAUCAUGAAGUGCAUUCACAUUGCUUUGUUGUGCGUUCAGGAGAAUGCAGAGAGUAGACCAACAAUGGCUUCUGUUGUUGUAAUGCUCAAUGCAAGUUCUUUCACACUACCUAGACCUUCAGAACCAGGUUUUUACUCGGGGGAGGGAGAAUCAUCAAUGUCAAGAGACAAUCACACAAGUAGUAUUGCUUCAUUGAACAGUGUUACAAUCACUGAGUUAGAUCCUCGUUGAUUAGUGUGUAAUUCUAUCGCUUUAUAGUUUACUAAAGUAUAUGAUUGCUGAGUUCAAUCUAUGAACAAAACUUUUUGGUAGUGUUGUAA